CAACUGAUUUAUUUGUAAAUGACCCAAAAAUUGACUCACAAAAUGUCGUUUUAAUUAAGUCGUUCCACGAACCAAGCUUGUCUCGUACGUGGUUUCAGAACAAACACACACACAUCAUUUAUUUGCAGUGGCGACUUGUUUUGUCACCAUGGAUGGAUGCAGUGGCCACACCACCAGUACCGCGCAACAUGGCAUCGUCAUCCGGCAUCAUCGUGGCGACGCAGUCGCCACAUGCGCAACCAACACACUCGGAGCAGGACGCUUUCGAUGUCAUAGCAGGCCCCAGAAGAAAGUUCAUUACCCAGCGCAAUUCCCCCACCGUGCGUCUCAUCAAUACCGCGUUGCCACUUCCGUGUUGAACACCGCCGUGAUCAUCAGCUCCACCACUUCCUGAUUAUCUUGUCUCGGCACAUUUUGAUCGACUAGCUUGAUCGUUUUUCUCGGAAUAUCAAGGUACCGGUACUUGAGAAGAUUCAGGAAUGUUCCGAUCUUGCAGCAGGCUUCCCCUGGUCUCGAUUGUUGUGUUGGGUAUCUUGGCAAGAUCCGCCGUGGCCUUCGUGUCUAGACCCACCACUGCUGGUAGUACUAGGAGUGACAGAUUGGCUCGUGGGAUGUUACCCAACUCCCUCCAGGGUGUCAUUUUUGACAUUGACGGAACCUUGGCCGAUUCUUGGAAGCUAGGAUUCGAUGCUACCCAGAGUGUCUUGACCCAAAACAACAUUGACCCUAUUACGGAAGAGGAGUAUCAUCGUUGCACUCGAUACUGCACACCCGAUCGAUUGGCACGUCAUGCCGGAUUGGAACCGGGUGAUGCCGAAUUUGAAGCCGUCGGUGAACGAUUGGGGCACGAAUUUGAUACCCUCUACAUUGGACUCGUCUCGCUGGAAACGGCGGCAUUCUUCCCGGGGAUUCACGCGUUCCUAGAAAACUUGCCGUCGCACUUGAAACUGGGAGCAUUGACCAAUGCCGCGGUGGCGUAUGCGCAUGCGGUAUUUCAAGUUAAUUUGAAGAAUAGUGAGAGAAGUGUCAAGUUUGAAUCGGUUCAUGGUGCCGACGAUGUCCCGGCACCCAAACCGGCGGCCGAUGGAUUGUGGUUGGUCUGUCAAGAAUUGGGGGUGAAACCCGAAGAUUGUGUCUACGUGGGGGAUAGUCCCAGUGAUGCCAUGGCAGCCAAGAAUGCUGGUAUGCCCGCUAUUGGGGUUCUGUGGGGCAGCCACAGCGAACAAAGCUUGCAAAAGGCUCCCUUUGAUCAUCUUUGCCGGACCGUGGAAGAAUUGAAAGAGAUCCUUCCGGGAUCCGUGCCAGCAGCUGCAGCAGUGGUGCAAGAGUAAAAAGACUGUACAGGCUAGCUACUAGGCAGACAGGCAGCUGCCAAUGGCAACUGUCCUAAAGCUGUGGCUUGAAUUGCUUCGUGCAUAUUGUAAACCUACUUUCGGUGUACAUAAACUAUCAAUGUAGAAAUAUUCAGUGAAGGACCCGUAGCUAUGGACUUGAAUUGCUAAGCCUUAGAAGUUUUAACAAACAUGAGUUGAUUACAACAACAACAAUAUCUUUAUAACGGAUAGUAUGGUUUCAGUUGACGAAUGCUCCUGUGUCCCAGCUGAAGCCUUGGGCAAUCCCCGCAAGCCGAAGCAAGGGUUGAUCUUACAGAGAGGCAACCAAGGGCACCCUCGUUGGCAGCACAGCCACUCACAAGGGGAGGAGUUGGUGCAUUUAUGUAUCAUCAGUAAUUUUACUUCAUACGAUUUUAGCAACUGGAUUACAUGGGAAGAUCUUGCAGGACUGUGCCAAACAUCAAAGGCUGAAGGAAUUGUCAAAUGACAUGAAAGUGUUUUUGGUAGGAAAAAAUAAGAACGUCAGAGCUAGCUACCCAGAUAGUAGAUCAAUUCUGCCAGCUAAGUUACUGCAAAAUUUAGCAAAAGCAAUGCGACCUCAUAUCCACCAGCCGUGCAUGAGAGGGAUGUUCAGUUGCCUGCCUGGCCCUUAGUUCACGUCAUUAUCAGUGUGGCAGCUCCUGCUUACGCAAGGGAUGCGAGACUGACGGCCAGCCAUGAUGAG
Seminavis robusta is the source of this 2058-nucleotide messenger RNA. Lineage: Eukaryota; Bacillariophyta; Bacillariophyceae; Naviculales; Naviculaceae. The record is from the annotation of a GenBank genome assembly.